CAAAUCUAGGAUUCAGAAAAUGAGACUCUGAGCCAACAUGUUUCUUUUCCCACCCAACCGGUAACCGACCGGGACAAGACAGUUGCUUGUACUGCAGGAAUCCUUCUUCCUAAUCUGGGUGGUGUCAAGCGACCUUGUCACCCAUAUUAGUCCGUAAUUCUUAAUCGGUACAUGGGCUGUCAUGUCCUUUUUCCUCUUCCAGGAGCUUCAAUCACACACACACUUCUUGCUAGCUUUACCUACCCCAUGCGCAGCCACCACCGAAAACCCAUGUCUCUAGUGAGAACAAGAGGUCGAGGUUCCACUUGCCUUGCUACAUACUGCCCAUGUCUCUUCUUCUCGCUCUUUUGUACUGUGUGUGUAGUGAGGUCCAAGGUAGAGCCAGACAGAAAAGAUGGUCCCAUCACAGAGGUGUAUAAGACACCCCGGUUGUCUGCCUUGUCAUCCACACCCGUUGUUCUGUGCUUCCACAGCCUGCCUCACAUCUCAGGAUCACCAUUCCUUAGUAUACCAACUACUUGGUCCAACUCCCAAUACAAGAUCCGUGCCAACCGGCUACCAUCCGCCCAUCCCUAUAUCUGGCUCGCACCCCAUCCUUUCAUAAGGCGAAGCCCCCCUUGAUUGCGUCUAUACAUCCAAUCGGGCCCCCGGCGCAUCUUACUCGGCACCUCCCCCCCUAGUUCUCGCUCUCCAACAACAACAAGGUCCAUUGUGU
Messenger RNA from Neurospora tetraspora, 715 nucleotides. RefSeq lists its product as uncharacterized. Lineage: Eukaryota; Fungi; Ascomycota; Sordariomycetes; Sordariales; Sordariaceae. The transcript has 2 exons. The record is from RefSeq and is a predicted model, not a curated record. Bases 172 to 621 code for a protein of 149 amino acids.